Dinoponera quadriceps is the source of this 1831-nucleotide messenger RNA. RefSeq names its product ADP,ATP carrier protein 2 (gene Ant). The record is from RefSeq and is a predicted model, not a curated record. Gene Ontology annotation, cellular component: mitochondrial inner membrane. Lineage: Eukaryota; Metazoa; Arthropoda; Insecta; Hymenoptera; Formicidae. Gene Ontology annotation, molecular function: ATP:ADP antiporter activity. Bases 106 to 1008 code for a protein of 300 amino acids. The transcript has 4 exons. Gene Ontology annotation, biological process: mitochondrial ADP transmembrane transport; mitochondrial ATP transmembrane transport.
CGUCGUCCGGCGCGCGUCCGACAUACAACACCGCAGGAAGGAGUCCGGUUUCUCCUCUCUCUCGCUCUCCUUUACAUAUUACCCGCAUCUCUCUCGCACACCACAAUGUCUGGAUUAACGGAUCCCGUGGCAUUCGCCAAGGAUUUCCUGGCCGGCGGUGUCGCAGCGGCGAUCUCCAAGACCACCGUCGCGCCUAUCGAGCGCGUCAAAUUAUUGCUGCAAGUGCAGCACAUCUCCAAGCAGAUCGCCGAGAACCAGCGUUACAAGGGUAUGAUCGAUUGUUUCGUUCGUAUCCCACGUGAACAAGGAUUCCUCAGUUACUGGCGUGGUAAUUUUGCCAAUGUUAUCAGAUAUUUCCCGACGCAAGCUUUGAACUUUGCCUUCAAGGAUAAAUAUAAGCAAGUCUUUCUUGGUGGUGUUGACAAGAACACUCAAUUUAUGCGCUACUUUGUCGGAAAUUUGGCAUCUGGUGGUGCUGCCGGUGCUACAUCUCUGUGCUUUGUCUACCCACUCGACUUUGCCAGAACUAGGUUGGCUGCUGACGUAGGCAAAGGUACUGGACAGCGUGAGUUCACGGGAUUGGGUAACUGUUUGUCGAAGAUCUUCAAGGCCGAUGGUAUCACUGGUCUAUACCGUGGAUUCGGCGUAUCUGUUCAGGGUAUCAUCAUUUAUCGGGCUGCUUAUUUUGGUUUCUAUGACACUGCCCGUGGUAUGCUGCCAGACCCUAAAAAGACUCCGUUCCUUGUCUCAUGGGGUAUUGCCCAGGCUGUAACCACUGUCGCGGGUAUUGUAUCUUAUCCGUUUGAUACGGUACGUAGACGUAUGAUGAUGCAGUCUGGCCGUGCAAAGAGCGACAUUCUGUACAAAAACACUCUUCAUUGCUGGUCCACUAUUUAUAAGUCGGAGGGUGGUAGUGCCUUCUUCAAGGGCGCGUUCUCUAAUGUCCUUCGUGGUACCGGUGGUGCGCUCGUGCUCGUACUGUACGACGAAAUUAAGAACCUCCUUUAAAACGCUAAAGUGAUCCUCGUCUCAUUACUUUCACCGAUCACAGACAUCGUCAUUUUACCUAAAAACCAUCCGAUUUGAUAGCAAAUCCCGGACCGACGGACAAUGAGACUCACUGUCGGUUUUAACGAUCAAGUAAUUCAGGCUGAGGAUGUUCGGUAGCAGCUCGUAAAAUGCAUGAAACUCGGCAGAAAUUGUAAACGUAAAAUGAUAAAAAAAAAGAAAAAAACAUAGAAGAGAAUCUGCUUAAUUUAUUGCCGGAUUCAGUAUUUUCCCGCAGCGGCUGACAGACAUUACGUACUGUAUUUUCUUAUUACACUACAGUUGAAAAAAACGAGAAGGUAGAGAAUUGUCAAGUUUAGGCCAGUUACGAUAACCGGAAAUCAUGUCAUAAUUAAUCCGGUCAUAAUUACCUGAAAACGUUCCAAAAACACGUCAUUGAAUAGGCUGAUCGCGAUAUUAAGUAUCGAAAGUAUAAUUGCCUAGAGAAUCUGAAUGAGCGCGGCGCGCAUGUAAAGUCAGUGAGAGAGGCGGAUGCGCGACGACGUCAGUACGGUGAUGGCGGGGCGCGUAGCCUGGGCCGCCCCCCGCCCUUACUCUCGGCCCGUUGUAGAUAAUUCUUAUUUCGUAAUUAAUAAACUUAUAAUUUCCUGGUGAUAUCAGCCGAUCCAUCAAGCUUCGAUGGACAAUAAUUUAAUUUCGCACUUUCGACGACUAUGUGUAAGAUGAAAAACGUUACUCAGAAUGUAUGCAUCUAAUCUGUUCAUGUUAGGAUGCAUACACACAGGGGAAGCAGCAGAUCAAUAAAAAAUGAUAUAAAAUUUCA